AUGGGUAACGGAGUAGGGAAGCUGAGCUUGUGCUUCACCGGAGCUGUAAACGCCGAUGAAGCUCGGCGGCGGAGGAAGGACAUGGCGAUGAUGAUAUCUGAUCCGUUAGAUGAUCUGGGUCACUCUUUUUGCUACGUACGACCCGAAUUGACGAGGCUGUCUUCGUCUAAGGUGCAUACGGAAUACGAGGAAGCAUCUACGACGACUUUCAGGUCAAUCUCCGGAGCUUCCGUUAGUGCCAACACAUCCACGCCGCUCUCUACGGCGUUUGUCGACCACUAUUCGUAUAACAGUAUUGACCGUGCCUCCGCCUUUGAGAGUUCCACCUCCUUUGCUUCAAUCCCGCUGCAAAUCAUCCCGAGAAGUUCCGGCACCCACUCCGGCCCGUUGUUCAAUAAUUCGGGCUUGAUUCCGAACUCGGGCCCUAUGGAGCGUGGCUUCAUGUCUGGCCCAAUUGAGAGGGGAUUCUUAUCGGGCCCCCUCGAUCGCGGGAUCCUCUCGGGACCUCUCGAAAGAGGCAGCUCCGAUCAGUUCCAGAGAAGCUAUUCCCAUGGGGGUUUUGCGUUUCGGCCCAGAUCGAGAAAAGGAUCGUUGAUUCGGGCCCUGAGAAGAGCUUUAUCAAAGAGCAUCACCAGAGGUCAGAACUCCAUUGUUGCUCCGAUCAAAGGAAUGGUUUCAAUGAAGGAAAAUGAUUGGAUGGUGAGUUCUGAGAAGCAGAACGAGUUAACAAUCAGUAGUAGUGUGAAUUUCAGCAGUGAGUGUAGCUUGGAUGAUGAUGAUUCAUUGGAAAAUCAGAAUCUUCAGUGGGCUCAAGGAAAAGCAGGGGAGGACCGAGUUCAUGUUGUCAUCUCUGAGGAACAUGAAUGGGUUUUUGUAGGGAUUUAUGAUGGAUUUAAUGGCCCUGAUGCACCUGAUUAUUUGUUAUCCAAUUUGUAUUCAGCUGUUCAUAAAGAGCUCAAAGGUUUGUUAUGGGAUGACAAUAAUAAGACUGACAAGUCAUUGGUUUGUAAUUCCUUUGCUGUGACUGAGAAUGGAAACUUGGAAGCAGACGAUUUUAGUUCGACUAAGAGUUUUGGUGAGGUGGUUUUACGGGAUAGGACUAAGGAUGGUUGUUCUAGAUGUGUAGAGCCUGAGAAUUAUCCUAACGGUAAUGGGGAUUUGAAUUAUGAUUUGUGGUAUAAGAAAAAACGGGGGAGGAAUUUGAAGAGUAAGUAUAAAGGAGUGGCGAAGAAAUGGGAGGAGAAUCAGAGGAGGUGGAGAUGUGAAUGGGAUAGGGAAAGAUUAGAGCUUGAUAGGAGAUUGAAAGAGCAGUUGAACAAAAACCGAUCAAAUGGAUCAGGGGCAGCUAACCACUUGGAUGUGCUAAAAGCCCUUUCUCAAGCAUUGAAGAAAACGGAGGAUGCAUAUUUGGAUCUUGCUGAUAAGAUGGUCAUGGAGAAUCCCGAGCUUUCUUUGAUGGGUUCGUGUGUUCUUGUGAUGUUGAUGAAGGGAGAGGAUGUUUACAUGAUGAACGUGGGCGAUAGUCGAGCAAUUCUGGCUCGGAAGAAAGAACCAGAUCUUUGGAGCCAGGAUUUGGAGAGAAUCAGUGAAGAAACAUUACAUGACCUCGAGACGUUUGACAGUGAUAUGUCAAAUGCACUACCCAGCUUAACUGCUUUUCAGCUCACCAUGGAUCAUAGCACGUCUGAGGACGAGGAGGUUCAAAGAAUUCGAAGUGAGCACUCAGACGAUGCUUCUGCCGUGAUCAAUGACCGCGUAAAAGGUUCAUUAAAGGUCACCCGAGCUUUUGGUGCUGGUUUUCUCAAGCAGCCAAACUGGAACGAUGCACUUCUAGAGAUGUUCAGAAUUAACUACAUUGGAACUUCACCUUAUAUCAACUGUCUACCAUCACUCUACCAUCACAGAUUAGGGCCAAGAGACAGGUUCUUGAUAUUGUCAUCGGAUGGUCUCUAUCAAUACUUCACGAACGAAGAGGCUGUAUCCGAAGUUGAACUCUUUCUCUCUUGGUCUCCAGAAGGAGAUCCCGCACAACACUUGGUCGAGGAAUUGCUAUUUCGUGCAGCAAAAAAAGCUAGCAUGAAUUUUCAAGAAUUGCUUGAAAUACCACAAGGAGAUCGACGUCGCUACCAUGACGACGUUUCGAUAAUAGUUGUUUCUUUGGAGGGAAGAAUAUGGAGAUCAUGUGUAUAA
This is a messenger RNA of Fraxinus pennsylvanica, 2190 nucleotides long. Lineage: Eukaryota; Viridiplantae; Streptophyta; Magnoliopsida; Lamiales; Oleaceae. The record is from the annotation of a GenBank genome assembly.